UACAUAUACAAUGUACAUGUUCACUGUGACGCGGUAUCGCUUUUCUCGGCCUGCGCCUGGUUACAAGGUUGUAGGCCUCUACGACGUUUACGAAAUCAUCGAGGGUUGCUGAAAAAUGUUACGUCUAACUUCUCGCGUUCCAGGGGUCCUGGGUGCCCUCAGAAGAUACAGCAGCCAUGCAGCACCCACAACAAAGAUGUUCAUCAAUGGAGAGUUUGUGGAAUCUAAAACAACAGAAUGGAUUGAUCUCCACAAUCCGGCAACCAAUGAAGUGGUAACCCGUGUUCCAAAGUGUACCCAAGAUGAAAUGCAGUCAGCAGUGGAUGCAGCUGUAGCAGCAUUCCCAUCAUGGUCUGAGACAUCCAUCAUGACCAGACAACAGAUCAUGUUCAGAUAUCAGCAUCUCAUCAAAGAGAACCUGAGUGAGAUUGCUAAGAGUAUCACGUUGGAGCAGGGCAAGACAUUAGUUGAUGCUGAGGGUGAUGUCAUGAGAGGCUUACAGGUUGUCGAGCACACAUGUAACAUUACUUCCCUUCAGUUGGGUGAAACACUGCCGUCCAUUGCUAAGGACAUGGAUACAUACACAAUGAGAGUUCCCCUGGGUGUCUGCGCUGGAAUUACACCGUUCAACUUCCCAGCCAUGAUUCCUCUGUGGAUGUUCCCCGUAGCGGCUGUAUGCGGUAACACCUAUGUCAUCAAGCCAUCUGAGCGUGAUCCAGGAGCAUGUAUGAUGCUGGUAGAGAUGGCUAAACAAGCUGGGUUGCCUGCUGGUGUAGUCAAUGUCAUCCAUGGCCAACAUGAUGCUGUGAAUUUCAUCUGUGACAGUCCCGCCAUCAAGGCUAUCUCCUUCGUGGGUUCUGAUCAGGCUGGGAUCUAUAUCCAUGAGCGUGGUAGUAAGAAUGGUAAGAGAGUCCAGGCUAACAUGGGUGCCAAGAAUCACGGUGUCAUCAUGCCAGAUGCUAACAAGGAAAACACUCUCAACCAGCUGUGUGGUGCAGCCUUUGGUGCAGCUGGCCAGCGAUGUAUGGCACUCACGACGGCUGUAUUCGUUGGCGAAUCCAAGGAAUGGAUCCCAGAUUUGGUAGAAAGAGCUAAGAAUCUCAAGGUCAAUGCAGGUGAUCAACCGGGGGCUGAUCUUGGCCCACUGAUAUCACCAGCAUCCAAGACUAGAGUAUGUGACUUGGUCCAAUCAGGAGUGGAUGAAGGAGCAACUAUGCUGCUGGAUGGACGAGAUAUCAAAGUACCUGGCUAUGAACAGGGAAACUUUGUUGGACCAACACUCCUGUCUGAUGUCAAGACUGACAUGAAAUGCUAUAAGGAGGAGAUUUUUGGUCCAGUUCUCCUUGUCAUCACCGUGGAUACCAUGGAUGAAGCUAUCAAUUUGAUAAAUGAGAACAUGUACGGCAAUGGUACCGCCAUCUUUACUACCAAUGGGGCCACUGCCAGGCAGUAUACAGAAAGGAUUGAUGUUGGGCAGAUUGGUGUCAAUGUGCCUAUCCCAGUCCCACUGCCCAUGUUCUCCUUCACCGGUUCCCGUGGCUCCUUCCGAGGAGAUACCAACUUCUACGGCAAGCAGGGUAUUCAGUUCUAUACCCAAUUGAAGACAGUGACCCAACUGUGGAAGGCAGAGGAUGUAUCUCACACUAAAGCGGCUGUAGCCAUGCCUGUCAUGAAGUAAAGUCGGCUUGAUGAGUGGACGUCCUAAAGAUUCGGAAAGAUUGAGGUGAGAACAAUUCUAAUUAUUGAUAAUCAAAUUAUCACUGUUUUGAAUUAAAGCACAUUAAUGUGACUGUAUGAUUGGCUAUGAUGUAACAAACUCAACCACAAACCUGACAAGCAAUAUGAAGAAUAUUUAUAUCGUUUUGUUUGAACAAUUAGACAUUGGAAAAAAAGAGUAGUUUCUUUCCUGUGUGAAACUCAUGGACGGUUGAUAUGAAUUUUGAGAAUGAAGAUAUUUUUCUUGUUAUAAAAGAUCAAAUAACAAUUGUUUGCAGUCACAAACAGAACGAAGCUUUUAUUUUCAGUAUAUUCAGAUUUGUACUGAGAAAUAUUUUGAUGCAUUUCAUCAGCUAGAUAUAACAAAGGGGCUUUUGUUUUUGACAAACAUUUCAAAGUUGUUUUGUGUACAUUAAGAUAAUAACAUAUUUGCUUUCAGUUACAUUUGGUUGUGUCUCUAAGUAAAAGUAGAUUUCACUACUUUUUUAACAUAUCAGUUCCCUGUCUACCAACGUUUGUUAUUUUGUUGCAGAUUUCUUUUUUUUCCUGGAAGUACGUUUAUUUAGAGGGUUGAAGUUCAUCGUUUGUUUCAUCUUUUGUGUAAAGUCUUAAACAAUAACUAGAAUGUUCAUGGAGAUUUUUAUUCUUCCAAAAUCAUGGAAAUUGGAAAAUAUCAUUUUAAUACUGGUUUUGGCAUGGAAGGAGUUAGCAGAUAAGUACAUUUUAAAAUUGUCUCAAAUGGUUUUUAAUUUAACAUUCACAUUUCCCGCUAGCUUUUGUGAAAGGAAUGUCUCUUUCAUCACCUUCACAGAUAUGGUAACAUCCCUGAAUUUUGACGAUAUUGAUUCCUGGAACAAUAUUGCUAUUUUUGUGAAUACAUGUAGUUACAAAUGAUACAUGUACUAACAGUAGCUCAUGAGUGAUACUGACUUGAUUGAUAUGUGAUGGUCCAGUUGGGGUGUUUUCUUCAUCGGAAAUACAUACCAGUAUGUACUGAUCUUGUCUUCUAUGAAUUCAGUGAGUUUCCGGCCCUGCAACAAAUGUGGCCAUGCUAUUGUCAUAACAACAGGUGACCAAAAUCCAUACUGAUUGGCUAGUGGUAACAAUUAGUUUAUCACUGUGACGACAGGUGUUUAAUAGGCCCAGCUUCCGUGAAACAUUUGGUAGUGCCUUUUGUAUGAGUGGUUUUGGAAUGUUUGCAGAACUACAAUUAUCUUGCUUUCAUGUAAUAUUUCAAAUCAUUACUUGGCUAAUACUCUUAGUCUUUGAGACAACACUAUAACCUUUCAUUCUAGGAUAUCCUUUUCAUGAUGAAAUUACAAUGUACCGGUACCAUGUACAUGUAUGCAUUGCCGCAUUUCAAAUAUAUUGAGUAUCCACCAUUGAAGCACAAAAUUAAGCUUUUGCAAAAUUUAUUUUGGUCUUACAUGUACAUGUACAUUACCAAUUAAAAAUUAACUAUACCUUAGUUUACGAUUUGUCAUUUUGCUUCAGAAUACUAUAUAAAAUAGUUUGAGAUAUAUACAAUAAGUAUGCUGUCGUUUAAAAAUAAUGCUGUUUUAAAUCCUAAAAUUUUGUGAAACACAGUAACACAUUAAUAAUGUAUGUGAUUUCUAAUCAAGUACCAAAGAGAACAGAAUAAAUUUAUAUAUUCUUCACAGAAUCCUCUGA
Patiria miniata (bat star) is the source of this 3387-nucleotide messenger RNA. RefSeq names its product probable methylmalonate-semialdehyde dehydrogenase [acylating], mitochondrial (gene aldh6a1). Gene Ontology annotation, molecular function: malonate-semialdehyde dehydrogenase (acetylating, [NAD(P)+]) activity; methylmalonate-semialdehyde dehydrogenase (acylating, NAD+) activity. Gene Ontology annotation, cellular component: mitochondrion. The record is from RefSeq and is a predicted model, not a curated record. Lineage: Eukaryota; Metazoa; Echinodermata; Asteroidea; Valvatida; Asterinidae. Bases 116 to 1678 code for a protein of 520 amino acids. The transcript has 13 exons. Gene Ontology annotation, biological process: thymine catabolic process; L-valine catabolic process.